This is a messenger RNA of Harpegnathos saltator (Jerdon's jumping ant), 6505 nucleotides long. Its product is annotated as zinc finger protein 62 homolog. Gene Ontology annotation, cellular component: nucleus. The transcript is spliced from 3 exons. Bases 198 to 4421 code for a protein of 1407 amino acids. The record is from RefSeq and is a predicted model, not a curated record. Gene Ontology annotation, molecular function: DNA-binding transcription factor activity, RNA polymerase II-specific; zinc ion binding. Gene Ontology annotation, biological process: regulation of transcription by RNA polymerase II. NCBI's taxonomy places the organism in Eukaryota, Metazoa, Arthropoda, Insecta, Hymenoptera, Formicidae.
GAGUGGAAAGGAGUAUACUUAUUUUUUACUCUGACUUAUUUUAUUAGUUCAGACGUACUUCGAAAACGAAGAGACAUUUAAUGUAACUUCAAUUUGCAAUCAGGAGCGUAAUAGGUUACUUAGUUAAAGGGAGUAAGAAUCCGUACUUACAGCCGACGAUCGCGCAGCUUUCCGUAUGCGCAGGAAAGCGCCGUGUUAUGGGAUCUGCCUCUUCGUCUGGCGUUAUCGCAGUCCAACUCGGCGGUCCACCAAGUGGCUUCGAGUCGCGGUCGACCAAACAAAACAUGGACGCCGUGGAAAUAGAUACGUCGGAACCGCCGCCGCAGCAGAGCGAGGAUGUGAUCGCGACCACGGUGGAGAUAUGUCGCGUGUGUCUACUCAGCAACCCGGAGAUGCGUGAUAUCUUCCAUGAGAGUGAGGAUGCGUCCCUCUCGGCAAAGGCGAUGAGCUUUGCCAACGUUAAGAUGUUACCAGGUGAUGGUCUACCAGCACAGUUGUGUUAUGACUGUGCCAACAAGCUGGAGUCGGCAUAUGAGUUCAAGUUACAAGUGGAGCAAGCAGACGGUGUUCUGAAAGAGAAGCUUCUUGGUAUGAACAUAAAAGAGGAAUUGUUUUUCAACGAGGUCGAGGUACACUUGGAUGCUGAGAGAAAUGAUGCUAUAGGUGAGUUAAGCGACGGUGCCGAUUAUGUAUCUGCCACCACGGUACUACCAGGACAAUCAGAGGAUGACAAGAACCUCUUGAAACAUGGACAGUUGGUGCUCUUGGAAGUUGAGAAGUUAUCACAGUCAGAGGAGAUACAGCAAAAUCCGGAACAGGAUGAUUCACAAGAGAUCACGCAGGAGAUCACGCAGGAGAUCACGCAUGAAAUCAGUGAGAAUAUUGCUGAGGAAUUACAGAACGAACUAUCCGGCACAAAGGACGUUGACACCUCGAGUGCCGUCGUGGCGUCUCAAGACUCAGAAUCUUACAAGAACGAGAUCGUGAUCCAGGAUCGCAUGGACGCAAUUCCGACACACGAGCACGAUUACAUCAUGCAGCAGCAAAAGCCGACACCUGUAACAGAAGUGUCUAUGCCCAAAGAGACGAAAGAAAGCACGCAAUCAUCGAUUGAACCCGAGCAGGACGACGCAGCGGAACGCCCGGUAACGCCAUUGGACGUGGUUACUCAAACCGAAGAGGAAAAUCCAAAUCAACAGCAAGAGUUGCCGGAGGAGUUAAAGGAUUUCAAGGAAGCGAACGAAACGACUUUGGCGGAGCAACAGGACUCGCAACAGAGCGAGACCAGGAGGAGCAAACGCAAGUUGACUCGUCGAACCUUCACCGAGAGGGACUCUGACGAGGAAAACUAUUUCGAGAAUCUGAAUCUCAGUUCUCGACUGAAGAGAGCACAGGCGGAUAAGGCGGAAAAGGUCUUUUUCGUGUGUUAUCUAUGUGACAAGCAGUUCCUGGCGAAAAACGUGCUGAAGGAACACAUGCAUUCCCACGAAGAGGUCAGACGCGCCCUGUCCCUGAAGGAGACGCCGGAGAAGCCACCGAAGUCGAGCAGCAUGCCGCCGUCCGGCAAGAAAGCUAACAAGUGCCCUUAUUGUGGUAAAGAGUAUCUGUACAUAAUCUCGUUUAACAAGCACAUGAAACUACACGAACAGCAGAAGGAGGGCUUGCCGCUCGACAUGUUUGUCGAGGACGAUCUCAGCGCGGAAUUCGAACAGUCGGACACGGAAUACAGAAGGCGGACGAGGAGAAGCAGCGGCAUAGCGAUGACGAACAUCAGCAACGACGACGACAAGAACGACGAGUCUACGAGCGACAAGGACAAGAGGAGAAAGCGGCCGCGCACUGAAGCGGAAUUCGCAUGCGACAAGUGCUCGGACGUUUUCGGCACAAAGCGGGGCUUGCACAAGCACAUGUCCGCACGGCAUGUCCACAAGUGCAACGUGUGCAAGGAGGAAUUCGACACCUUGGAGCAGCUGAGAAAGCACCGUAGCAAGCAUAUAGAAGUUGAGGAUUCGUUGGACGAGCAGGACACGGAGAAGCAGACGAAGCAGCGGAGUGGCGUGAAACACCAGGACGAAAACAAAGACGACUACGACUACGAGGAUGCAGGCGAGGCGGCCGAGAAUGACGACGGCGAGGAGGUCGCGACCACGAAGGAGCUCAAGUGUCCCAAGUGCCCGGCGACGUAUAUGCGCAGGAAAGCGCUGUCGAAACACAUGGAGACGCAUUGCGGGACCAACAGUCACAGCUUCAACUGUAAGGUGUGCAGCCAACAGUUCUCGAGGAAGGACCAAUUGCGCAGGCAUGCUGAGCAGCACGGCCGUGUGAAAGCUUACAAGUGCACUCAGUGCAACAAGACCUUCGGCAAUGAAUUCACCUUGAGGAACCAUCUGAUCUCCACGAGUCACAAGACUUUCCUGCAUGGCCAAGAAUAUGAUCCCAACAAACGUAUUAAGCGUGUGGCCGCUAAAGCGGCACAAAAAAUCAUCGACAAGAUCAAGACGGAAGUCGGCCUGGAGGACUUGGACGACGAUGAUGACAACAGUGACGAUGAUCAGCAUUUCGCCACGUUAGGCAACUAUUAUCGCAAGCGCCGCACGCCAAAGAAAUACAACGCCAAGAAGCAUCUGGAGUGUGGCAAGUGUCACAAGGGAUAUAGCACUAAGCAGUCGCUGAUGAGGCACAUGGAGUAUCACGUGAAAGAAGAGAAGGAGAAGGAGCAGUUGAAGAAAGUUAUUACGGAGAAGAAAGAGAACCAAAGGAACGACGAUGGCGGCAACGCUGGCACUGACGCCGGUGCUGAUGUUGGUGUUGGUGUUGCUGCUAAUGUUGCCGCUGGUACUGGUGGUGCUGGUGCUAGUACCGUUGCCGUCAUUGGCAUUGACGACGACGAUGACGACGAUAACUCGGACUUCGAGAGCGGCCUGGAUUGGCCUAUGGACAAUCAUGAGUGCAGCACGUGCAAGAAGCGCUACAGCACGAAAAAGUCGCUGCAACGGCAUCAGCUGCUGCACGAAGAUCCAAACUUCGAGUGCGACAUCUGCCACGUCAAGUUCUACCGCAAAGACAAACUGAAGGCACACUACGACAAGUGCUCGGAGAAGAACCCAGACCAGGUGAGGAAGUGCAACAUUUGCGGCGAUCGGUUCGAGAACAAUGAGAUCCUGCGCGUGCAUCGGGCGACCCACGUGACCGAGGGCAUUUUGACCGAGGAGGACCUGAUGGAUCUGGAGCCUAUGCCUCCUGAGGAGAAGAAGGAGAGAGUCGUGCGUAAGAGACGAACCGACAUCGUCGGUCUCGAGUGCACCGAAUGCAACAAACAAUACACCUCGCGGAAAGGGCUGUUGCGACACAUCCAGGUGCACGAGGGCAAGAAGUUCCUCUGUGACAUCUGCCCGAAAAAAUUCUACCGGCGUGAGCAUCUCAAACUUCACGUUGCCAAGCACAAUAUGGUGAAGCCGUAUAAAUGUCACCGCUGCACCAAGCGCUUCAUCAAGGAGGAACAGUUGAUAGGCCAUUUGUCCAAGCACGACCGCAUGUUCCGGAAGAACAAAGACGACACCACCAAGCGAUUCCUCUGCGAGAUCUGUUCCAAGAGUUUCACGCAGUCCACUACGCUGAUAGCGCACCUUCGCGCCCACAACGGCAUCAAGCCAUAUGUGUGCGAGGUAUGUUCCCGGCCGUUCACCACCAAUGCCUACCUAAAGAUGCACAUGCGCACGCACACGCAAGAGCGACCUUACAUCUGCCAAUAUUGCUCGCGCGCGUUCGCUCGUGCGGACACGCUCUCCAACCACCUGACCUCACACACUGGCGAGGCCAAGUACCACUGUAAGUUGUGCCCGCGCAAGUUCCGCCGGCUCAAGUCAUUGAAGGAGCAUACGUUCAUCCACACCGGCCAACGGCCGUAUGAGUGCCCGACUUGUGACCGCAAGUUCAACAACAACGGCAGUCGCUACGCCCACAGCAAGCGCUGCAAACAGAACCUGCUGCAGAGUCAGCAUCGCGCGGCGCAACAACAACAGCAGCAGCAGCAGCAACAACAGCAGCAGCAGCAAGAACAGCAGCAGCAGCAGCAGCAACAAGAACAGGAGCAGCAGCAGCAGCAGCAAGAACAACAACAGCAACAGCAGCUCUUGCAGUCGGCUCAACAGGUCCAAGUGCAGGUGCAACAAGUGCACCCGCAGCUGCAGCAAACCAGGAUGACAACACUCAGCCAAGCCCAAGUGGUGAAGGCACAGAACAUCAAGACCAUCGCUAUCGCGAGGCAGCCGGUCGUCGAGCCGACGAUGGUUGGUACACAUCAAGUGAUGCAACAUCAAGAGAUACUGAUGCCGCUAAUAUUGCCGCUCACCGUUACCCUCGCCGACGUCGGUGAGGAGGUAAUACUGCCGGAAGGCACGAAGAUCUUCACGACGACGUAAUCCUGAUUGACGGCGUCUCGCGGACUCGGUGGAACACAUGACUUCCUCGAGGAAGAAGAAAAAAGCGAGAAAGGGGACACAAUGUGAGGAUGAGGAAGAGCGAGCCUCGACGCGAGCAAGCAAAGAUCCGGGGCCGACCGACGAGCUGAGGGAACUCCGACGCCGGAAGCCGCAGCCUGCUACCGUUCUUGUUCCCGCGUACCGGAAGGCUGUCGCGCAACCGGCAGUUAACGAUGAAUCGCGAUCGCGAUUGCACUCGACUCGUGUUGCCGAUCAGCACGCAUCAUUAACGAGAGAGUUUCUUCGACGAGCAGAGAGAGAGAGAGAGAGAGAGAGAGAGAGAGAGAGAGAGAGAGAGAGAGAGAGAGAGAGAGAGAGAGAGAGAGAGGGAGAGGGAGAGGUGCGAUUCGUCUCGGUGUGCACGCUCCGCUAAAUAUUACUGUUAAAUAAUACCUACGAUAGUGUACGAAUUUCGAAAAAUAUCAUUUCGAUUAUGUAUGAAACGUUCAUAUCGAAGUUUAUUUUUGCAACGGUGAAGGCGUAUAUAUAUAUAUAUAUAUAGGGAAUAUAUAUAUAUAUAUACACAUAAUUUAUCUAGAAGUUCUGGUAGGGGGGAGGGGGAAGCGGUAUGCCCUGCUGCGUUGACGAUACUCGUCGGUGGCUCGUUUAGCUCAGAAAAGAGUUAAACAAAGUGAUUACGGCGGCGAGAGUCGACGAAGAGGACACGUUUGCCAUUUGCGAUUCCCUCGAUCUUCCUUGAUAAUUUGAGCGGACGGUCCAUCAACAAAUGUCGUUGACAGAGCAAGAGAUACUUGUACAGAAUCACAUCUUUCCAUAAUAUGCAUUAUCUGGAGUGCAUACGAAAGAACGUCUUUGAUAAAUCGUUUUAUGGAAGUUGAAUAGGAGGAGGAAGAGAUACAGAUAAGGAGAUACAGGGAUAGAGAAGCAAGAUGAUUUGUCAUAAAUGUAUAUGUAAUAUAGAUAGAUUUCUCCUUUAAGAUAUGAUAAUAAGACUAAGAGAAUAGCGUAAAUACUUAAAGCUUAAUAUAAGUAAUACUAGAUCGAUUUCCAACUAUUUUGUUCUUCCAUUCUUUUUUCCUCUCUUCUUUCACACAACAUCUGUACGCGAAGUAUAUUCGCGAAUCUACUAAGAGCCAUUAAAAUGUUAAUAUCAUCGCCUCUUUUUCGUCCUUUUUUCUAACAAAUCUAGAUCAUAACGUUACCUGUAAUAUGGAGUAACAAUGUCAGUGGUUAAAGAGUCAGAAUCUGACAUAAUGUAGAAUUGUGACAAUUGCGUUUUUUCCAGAAAGAAAAUGAGUGCACUUGCUAUUUUCUUUUUUUCACCUUGCAUAAAGAGUGUGCUAAACGGUAUUGUAACGUCUGUCUCCUGGAUAUAAUUUGUAUCCAGAUAUUAUUUUUAUAUCCUUAUGCUUAUACUUGCAUAUUUGAAGGAUUGCUAUACUACUUUUGAAGAAUUACUAUACUGACUUGAACAACCUCUUUCUGCAGGAAAAAACAAUAUAUAACAUGCAAAAAGUUUGCAUUAUAAUCCAAAGUUUCACGAAAAUUUUUAAUAUACUAUAAAUUUAUAAUUUAUAAAAUGAGCUAAUCUCCUCGAUUGCUCAUAAUUGCAAUGACUUGCGUUCGUUAAGUGUAACAGCUUUUAAAAUUGUUAUGACCUAUCACAGUGAAAUUUGUAGAUAUAUGAUGGAAACGUUGUUACAUGUGCGCGAAUUUUGAUUUCGUAUUUAGAUUCUGUUGCAUAAAUAAAGUAUCUAUUCUAAUAUUAUAUAUCGGUGGUUCAUGGUAUUUUUUGAGUCUAUUAAACUUUAAGCUUAUUCGUGUUGCUUAAACUUUUCGUAUUUAGAACAAGGGAGAUGCAUACUCGAACUCUGAAAGAAACAAGAGCGAAGGAAUCGAACGCGAAAAGUUCAAGAAACAUGAAACAAUAAACCUUUUAUUGUAUCAACUUUUAUUGUACAUACACAUUGGUUCCAUUUACGAAAGAAGGGAACUAUUUAUAAUUUUACAAUGCAUUAUAAUCCAAAGAUAAUUCAAUAAAUUAUAGAACUUCGUGAUCAGAA